This is a messenger RNA of Nilaparvata lugens (brown planthopper), 10434 nucleotides long. RefSeq names its product fibrillin-2. The record is from RefSeq and is a predicted model, not a curated record. Gene Ontology annotation, molecular function: calcium ion binding. NCBI's taxonomy places the organism in Eukaryota, Metazoa, Arthropoda, Insecta, Hemiptera, Delphacidae.
UCAGUCUUUGACUUGGCGCGCCUGAAGUGCUUUGUGACAGUAAAGUGUUUUGGAUCUUUUUCGGAGAUCGUUCUGAGUUGACGGAUUGGCUGACCCCAUGUGCAAGGUGAAGUGACCAAUAGAAUGAGAGCUCGACGAAAGCUCCAUUCUGCUAUGAUCAGCGCGGCAGACCUCCUCACUUGGUCGGCCAUUUUGUAUUGUCUGUUACCGUCGUCUGCUGAUGCCGCCAGUCCUGUUGCAGACGCCAAUCAUCUGCAGUCACCUGUUCCGGUUGGAGGGCCGAAUGUCUGUAGGAGUAGGUAUCGCAAUUACUGCUGUCCUGGCUGGAGUCUCAAACAAGCGACUGGCCUCUGUAUUAUACCCGUAUGUACAAGAAAAUGUGGCAAGGGACGUUGUAUCAAACCAAAUAUCUGCCUUUGUGAAGAUGGAAGACUCUCUCCGUCCUGUCCAGGCUCUAGUCAUGGAGGUGAUAACCACACAUCGAGCACAGCGCAUGCGCUGACAGGUGGAGAGAGGAGUGAAGUGCACCAUCGCGGGGACAUUCCGUCGACACACGACGGUGACGUCAUCUGUCGGCCGCCCUGUCUCAACAAUGGCACCUGUCACAACGGGAAGUGCGUCUGUCGCCAAGGAUACCAAGGCGACAAUUGUGCCCAGCCGCACUGUCGUGAGCCAUGCCUGAAUGCGGGGAGAUGCAUUGGACCAGACAGGUGUGCCUGUGUCUACGGAUUCACUGGACGCCGUUGUGAAGCAGACUACCGCACGGGGCCCUGCUUCAUGAGGAUCGCCAACGACAUGUGUCAAGGUCAGUUGCCGGGCGUGGUGUGUACCAAACAGCUGUGCUGUGCCACUGUGGGUCGAGCCUGGGGUCACCCCUGUGAGAAGUGUCCCUCACAGCUGCCCUGCGACGAAGGCCAUCUCAAGAACAUACACAGUGGACAGUGUGUCGACAUAGACGAGUGUGAAGCGAUUCCGGGCCUGUGUGUCGGCGGCAAGUGUCGCAACACUGUCGGCUCGUUCGAGUGUGAGUGUGCGGCCGGACAUCAGCGUGACCCGGACAACAACGAGUGUCGCGACAUCAACGAGUGUCUGCUGUCGUCCGGCCCGGACGCAGUCUGCGAGCACGGCCGCUGCGUCAACACCGAUGGCAACUACUACUGCAUUUGCAAUGCCGGCUACAUACCGUCGCCCAAUCGCAAAAGCUGUAUUGAUGCAAGACAAGGCAACUGCUAUACAACCGUUUCCCGAGGAGGAAUAUGCAGACAAAGCUUGAGCAUGAGACUCUCGAAGAAAGAUUGCUGCUGUGGCAUAAAUAUGGGUAAAGGGUGGGGUGAUGACUGUGAAAAAUGUCCACUGCCUGGAGAGAAUGAGCACCGCAAGCUGUGUGAAGAGAUCAGCAGCAGUGGGAGUGUGGGUGGGGGUGGUAUCGGAGGCCUCACUCCUGGUGGUCUAUCUUCAAAAUCCGGCCCAGAGGGACCAUUUAAUGGCACUGCAACCGGUGCAUCAGUGGGUCCUGUGCACCGGAUGACACCUGUUGACGAGUGUGCCCUGCGCCCAGACAUUUGUGGCACAGGGGGCCGCUGCCUUGACACACCUGAGGCCUACAUAUGCGAGUGCUAUCCUGGAUACUCGCAGGCCAGCUCACAUGUGUGUGAAGAUGUGGACGAGUGUAGCAAAGGUUUGUGUAUGGGUGGUCACUGCACCAAUACUCCUGGCAGUUUCAAAUGCGAGUGUCCUGUAGGCUUUGAUGUUUCCUCGGAUGGGCGGCUUUGUAUCGAUCACGAUGAGUGCAGUCAAACCGGAAUGUGUGCUAAUGGUUUAUGUAUCAACAUGGAUGGUUCUUUCAAGUGUCAGUGUAAGCAUGGAUUCAUACUCUCUCCAACCGGCCAUGCUUGUAUUGACGUAGACGAGUGUUACGAGAAUCCACGCAUCUGCCUGAACGGACGCUGCGAGAACAUAGACGGCUCGUACCGGUGCGAGUGUGAGGCGGGCUUCACGGCGUCGGCAGACGGUGCGUUCUGCGUCGACGAGGACGAAUGCAGCCGGCGUCACGACGCAGACGUCUGCCUCAACGGCAAGUGCGUCAACACAGACGGCUCGUUUCGCUGCGUCUGCGACUCGGGCUUCCGUCUGUCGCCCGACAGAAAAACCUGUCAAGAUAUCGAUGAGUGUUUGAGUAGUCCAUGCCAGAACGGACGCUGUGUCAACACUAUUGGAAACUUCCGCUGUGAAUGUCAACCAGGAUUCAUUCUCGGCCUUGAUGGAAGAUCUUGUCAAGAUUCGAGACGAGACCUGUGCUAUGCUGUGUAUAGAGACGGCCAAUGCUCGGGCCAGUCAUCGACACCAGUCACCAAGUCCAGUUGUUGCUGCUGCACCGUGGUGCUGGGCCAGCCCCUUGCCUGGGGCACGCCCUGCCAGCCCUGCCCCGCUCUCCACUCCCCCGAGUUCAACGCCCUCUGUCCACACGGACCGGGACUCACCUACAGCGGAGAUGACAUAAACGAGUGCGCCCAAAACCCGAACAUCUGCGUGAACGGUGCGUGUGAGAACCAGAUGGGCUCCCACCGGUGCGUGUGCAACGCCGGCUUCGAGGCCGACCCGUCCGGCAAAUUGUGCCUCGACAUCGAUGAGUGCCGUGACGAGCUCGUCUGCAGUGGUGGACAGUGUCGCAACACGCCCGGAAGCUAUCAGUGCAUCUGCCCUGUGGGCACACGGCUGAACGCGGAGAGGCAGACGUGUGAGGAUGUGGACGAAUGCCGUGAACUGGGGCCUGACGCCUGCUUCAACGGAGAGUGCCUCAACACGCUUGGCUCCUAUGAGUGCGAUUGUCCUCCCGGCUCCAUUGUCGAUAACACCGGUCGCAUCUGUCUCGACAACCGGCGAGGCACGUGCUGGUCGCGACUGGUGGCUGGUCGCUGCGAGAGCAAUCUGCCCAAGCUGACUCUCAAGUCGGAGUGCUGCUGCUCCAUCGGCCUCGCCUGGGGAAGUCCCUGUCAACUGUGCCAUCCACAGGAAUGCGACUGUCCCAAGGGAUUCGCCAAGGUGGACGGGCGUGUGUGCAGUGACAUCAACGAGUGUGAGCUGAAUGCGGGCGUGUGUCGUGGUGGGGGAACGUGUGUCAACACAGACGGCUCCUACACGUGUGUGUGUCCACCUGGGCUUACACUUGACUCCACUGGGUCGACAUGCAUCGACGUGAGACAAGAGGCAUGCUUCACAGAGGUGCGGCCCGGCGGAUCGGUGGCCCUAGGCAAAGGUCACCUGGACGGCAUAUAUUCGCGCGCCGUCUGCUGCUGCUCAAUGGUGGGCCGCGCCUGGGGGGGACCGCCUGAUGGGUCGCGCUGUGAGCUGUGUCCCCGCCAGGGCACUAACACUUUCAACGAGCUCUGUUCCAAGGGUCCGGGCUUUGUGGACCGCAAGGACAUCAACGAGUGUACUGAAUUCCCCUCGAUGUGCAGCAAUGGCCGAUGUCGCAACACGAUUGGUGGCUUCAGCUGCAACUGCAACCAAGGCUAUGCACUCGACGAGAAUGGCAUCCGAUGCAACGAUAUUGAUGAGUGCAACAUAAUGCAUGGCGUGUGUGGUGACGGUGAUUGCAAGAACACGCCGGGAAACUUUGAGUGUGACUGCAAGCCGGGAUAUGAGAGCUCAACCAUGAUGCAGGUGUGCAUGGAUAUAAACGAGUGCGAAAGAGUGCCAGGAUUGUGCAGAGGUGGAACCUGCCGCAACACGCCGGGUAGCUUCAUUUGCGAUUGUCCGCCGGGUCAUGAGUUGGCCACUGACAAGAAAUCUUGCAAAGAUAUCGAUGAGUGCUCAAGAACCAGUGGAAUAUGCUCGAACGGAGUCUGCGAGAAUAUGAUGGGAACUUAUCAGUGCAUAUGCGACGAUGGCUAUCAGCAAACUGGUCUAAAAUCGCAUUGCGAAGAUGUAAAUGAAUGCAAUGCCCACAAUGGCGGCUGUGAGGACAUGUGUGUUAAUUCACCAGGCAGUUACUCUUGUGCUUGUAGGCCAGGCUAUGCACUGUUGCCAGACGGUCGCAGCUGUCACGAUUUGGACGAGUGCACACAAAACCCGCGCAUCUGUAAUGGCGGCAACUGCACCAACCUGGCGGGGGGUUUCAUGUGUCACUGCACUGACGGCUUACUUCCCGGCGCUAAUCUCACCUCCUGUUUAGAUGUGAACGAAUGCGACAAAGAGAAGGACAUUUGCGGCCAAGGCGAGUGCCACAACACGAUUGGCUCGUACAUGUGUCACUGCGAGCUCGGCUACUCGAUGAAGCCCGAGGCCGAGUCGACUCGACGAGGAUGCUCGGACGAUGACGAAUGUCAGCUGGGAACCUCAGAGUGCGACGUCAACGCCGACUGCAUCAACAAUCCCGGUUCAUACGCGUGUCGAUGCCGCGACGGCUUCAACGGCGACGGAAUCAACUGUCGUGACAUCAACGAAUGCCUCACCAACAAUGGCGGAUGUGACCAGAACGCGCAGUGCAUCAAUACGGAUGGCUCGUUCAAGUGCGUGUGUGACGGUGGCUUUAAGGGCGAUGGCUACUCGUGCCAGGAUGUUGACGAGUGCUUGGAGGACGGAGGCUUGUGCGAGAACGGACACUGCCUCAACUACGCGGGCUCGUUCCGCUGUGAGUGCGAAAUGGGAUUCAUGCACCCCGACGACCACAGCGAGACCUCGUGUGUUGAUAUAAAUGAAUGUCAGAUGUUCAACAACCUAUGUGUAUUUGGACGCUGUGAGAAUGUGUUUGGAAUGUUCCGAUGCGAAUGCAACGAGGGAUAUCAACUGGACAAUUCUGGAGGAAAUUGUACCGAUAUAAACGAGUGUGAGAGCCCACAGGCCUGUCUCUAUGGUAAAUGUAUCAACACUCAAGGAAAGUUCAUCUGUGAAUGCCCUCCCAACUACCAACUUGUCCCCGCUGGCAAUGCUUGUAUUGACAAACGCGAGUCGCAGUGUUACCUGAGCGUGGAGCAGAUCGAAGGCCGGAGCCGAUGCUCGAUGGAGACGGGUAGUCCAAUGUCCAAGUCGGCUUGCUGCUGCAGCGUCGGCAAAGCGUGGGGCAGCUACUGCGAGGCCUGUCCACCCCCACACUCCGACCAGUACCGCACCCUCUGCCCCAGCGGCCCCGGCUACAAACCCAACACCGUCACCGUCAUGGAGGGAGACAUAAACGAAUGCGAGGAGCAUGACAGCAUGUGCCAGAAUGGACAUUGCACCAAUACAUUUGGAAGUUUCAUGUGCUCAUGUAAUGAUGGUUUCAGGCUGGAUAGCACCAAUGUUUUUUGUGUCGAUAUCAACGAGUGCUCUGACAAGCCCGAUAUCUGUGGGGUAGGCCAAUGCGUCAAUGCUGGUAGCUAUCGUUGUAUUUGCCCCGACAAGUACAUGCCUCUACCAAAUAACAAGGGUUGUGUGGACAUGCGGAAGGAGGAGUGCUACAUGGAGUACAGUGGAGGCGCAUGCUCAUCAGCCAUGUCCAACGAGCAGACCAAGAUAGUGUGCUGCUGCUCCAUGGGGGCCGCCUGGGGUCACAACUGCGAGCCCUGCCCGGCCACUGGAACACGUGAGUACACAGUGCUGUGCGGCUGGCCGCAGCCGAACGGUCGUGUCGUCAACCCGAUGACCAAUCAGACAGAGGAGAUAGACGAGUGCGCUCUGAUGCCUGGCAUGUGCUCCAGUCACGGCAGAUGCCUCAACACUCCCGGCAGCUUCGAGUGCCACUGCAACCGUGGAUUUGUCUACGACCACGACUCUCACCAGUGUAUAGAUGACAACGAAUGCCAAAGAAUACCGAGUCCAUGCCGGGGAAACGCCCAGUGUGUCAAUUCAGUAGGAAGCUUCGACUGUAUCUGCCCAGAGGGGUAUAAGCUGGCAGUUAGUAUGCGAGAAUGUACUGACCUGGACGAAUGCUAUGAGAAGUCGGGUGUGUGUGUCGACGGCACAUGUAACAACUUCGAGGGCAGCUUCCAGUGUGUGUGUCACAAUGGCUACCAGCUGACUCCGUCACGUGACACAUGCCUCGAUGUGGACGAGUGUCAGCGACACCCCAACAUCUGCAACAAUGGCACAUGUGUCAACACUGUGGGCAGCUUCCAGUGCCAUUGCUUCCCCGGCUUCAAGCUCAGUCACAACAACGACUGUAUAGAUGUGGACGAGUGUCACGCAAUGCCGCUGCUCUGUCGCAACGGCAGAUGUCGCAACACGAUUGGGUCGUUCAGGUGUGAAUGCGCACAGGGCUACACACUCUCCACCGACCGACAACACUGCCGUGACAUCGACGAGUGUCAAGAGAUAGCUGGGACUUGUCCACCUCCCGGCAACUGUCAGAAUCUGAUGGGCUCAUUCCUCUGCACGUGCAUAUCUGGAUACCGACUCAAUCCACAGAAAACAGCAUGUGAAGAUAUCAAUGAGUGUGAGGAGAGUGCGACCAUCUGCGAAGGAGGAGCGUGCAUCAACACGGAUGGCGGAGUGAUCUGUGACUGUCCCGAGGGCUUCCUGCUCAGUCCGAAUGGCAUGAAGUGCAUUGACGUAAGGCAGGAUGUGUGCUACGAUAUAUUCUUCAGAGAACAGUGUUCUGUAGCACGCAAAGAGAUGAUCACUGUCAAAGAAUGCUGCUGCUCCAUGGGAGCUGCAUGGGGAAGGAACUGUGAACCUUGUCCUGUGGAAUUCUCAGAUGAGUUCAACCGUAUGUGCCCGCAAGGCAGGGGUCGAUUGGAGUCCGGGGAGGAUCUGAACGAAUGCUCGUUCAUGCCAAACGCAUGCGACGGCGGUGAUUGCAUCAACACAGACGGCUCAUUCAGAUGCGAAUGUCCCACUGGAUACAUUCUCGACUCUACUGGCAAGCGAUGUAUUGAUGAUAAUGAAUGUAACAGUGGUACCAACAUAUGCGGCAAUGGAACGUGUACUAACUUGGAUGGAGGUUUUGAGUGCUCUUGUAGUGAAGGAUUCACUGCUGGACCCAUGCAGGUGUGUGAGGACGUGAACGAGUGCGUGGAGAUGACCAACCAGUGCGCCUUCCGCUGUCACAAUGUACCCGGCUCCUUCCGCUGCAUCUGCCCCUAUGGCUACUCGCUCGCCCCCGAUGGACGGCAUUGUCAGGACGUGGAUGAGUGCGUAACUCCGGCCAACAACUGCAAGUACAAAUGCAAGAACCUGAUUGGAUCAUUCAUGUGUAUAUGUCCAGAGGGCUACAGCCAGGUUGUAGGUGGGGGUGGGGGUGGGGACGAGUGCCGUGACAUCAACGAGUGUCUGUCUGCGAAUGCGAGUGUGUGUGCGGGUGGCGGUGCGUGCGUCAAUCUGCCCGGCAGUUAUCGGUGUGAGUGUCGCGACGGAUAUCGGCCCAGCUUUGACGGCAAACAGUGUUUGGACGAGCGCAAAGGCUACUGCUACCAGCGGCUGGUGGGCGGGGCAAAGGGUCGCUGUCAACACCAGCCGGACGCGGAUGCGGCUCUGGUGACACGCAGCCACUGCUGCUGCUCGAUGGGGGUCGCGUGGGGGCCGCACUGCGAGCACUGUCCCGGUCGCGCGACCGACGCCUAUCAGCAGCUGUGCGGCAGCUGGGAGAGCGGCUACGACUCGGUCGGACACGACAUCGACGAGUGUCGCACUGUGCCGGGUCUGUGUCGCAACGGUCGCUGCAUCAACACGCUCGGCUCCUAUCGCUGCAUCUGCAACAAGGGCUACAGGCCUGAUGCCGCUGGCACUAGGUGUCAAGACGUGAACGAAUGCGAGCAGACACCCGGGCCAUGUCAGUUCUCGUGCGUGAACACGGCCGGCUCGUUCGAAUGCGCAUGCGCGGCUGGCUACCGUCUGCACACAGACGGCACGAGUUGUGUGGACGUGGACGAGUGUGCUACGGGCCAACACGUGUGUCAGCACGCGUGCGUCAACACCGAGGGCAGCUACGAGUGUGCGUGUCCCGCCAAAGGGUAUCGCAAGGUUGGCGAUCGCUGUCUCGACAUCGACGAGUGCAAGAACUCGACAGUGUGCCCGUCGCCCGGCAACUGCAUCAACACACUGGGCAGCUUCCGGUGCCUCUGUCCACGUGGCUUCCGCCUUCACAGUUCCGGUAUCUUCUGCACUGACUCAGACGAAUGCUCUGACGACUCCAAGUGCGAGCACGGCUGUCAGAAUGUGAUGGGUAGCUACCGGUGUGGAUGCCCUGACGGAUUCCUGCAGCACAUCUACUACAACCAGUGUGUGGACGAGAACGAGUGUGCCGGUGGGGACAACCCAUGCGGGGAGGGCAGCACCUGCCUCAACACACUCGGCAGCUUCCGGUGCGGUUGCCCGGACGGAUUCCAGCAUGACGCCACCAGAGCGCUCUGCAUACAGAUAAGCUCGGCAUGUGUGGGCAGUCCUUGUUCGUUCGGCUGCCUGCCGCUAGGCGGCGCUUCGUUCGCAUGUGGCUGCCCCAGCGGCUAUCAGCGCAUCGGCCAAGGCCACUGCUUGGCCACCAUCAAUCCCCUGGGGGGGUCAGGGGGUGCCAACAGCUACAGUCGCCCCGACCUCGGCUCAGGCGUGCCAACCUAUCCAAUUGCAGGUAGCGAGCCCGAUCCCUAUGUGCCAUCCCACGACCGCAUCAUAUCCACUGAAGGCUGCUUCUCCUGCAAGGUAAACGGCAGACACCGUCGAAUGGCCGUCAAUUCAACCAACUCUCUUCUACCACCGAAUUGGGAAAAGUGGAUGAAAAAGAUGCGUAAAGAGAGGAGGAAUGGUGGUGAAGGAGGAGGAGAAGGAGGGGUAAACAGACAUCGUAGACAUCAUCACGGUGAAUUUCCCCCCUCCCACUCAACAUCCCCGCAUCGCGUGCUCACAAUCAGUCUGGCCCAAACCAAGCACAGGUUGCGUAUCAUCAAAUUGCAGCCAGCUGUUAAGAAUGACUUUGAGUACACAAUAAGCACUGGAAACGAACAGAAUCAGUUCGAGAUGAAAAAUGAGCAUGGCAUUUGGAGUCUGCACUUCCACCGACGACUCAAGACUCCCGGCUUGUUUCACUUGGAGAUUAGAGCCAAAACUCGAAAUUCAGAUAUGACUUUCAAUCACAACAACAACAACAGCAGCACAAGCCACGAGUUCCCACUAGUGCUUCAUGUAAAACUCAUAGUUACGCAAUAAAAUCGCCAAAUAUCCUAGGUUAGGUUAGUCAACGGAAAAGCGAAACACUUUCCUGAUUAUUUCUACAUUUUUUCUCUUAAGGCCGGUCCAGACGCUCAAGUUGACCGUCAGUCUUCCACUCAAGCAAAAGACGGAUCGUUCGGUUCAAGCAAAAGAAGGAUGUAAAAUCGCGUCCACACGCAUCCGUCUUUUGUCGGUCCGUUUUCCUAUUUUUGUGCUCACAAGCUCAGUUAUCCCAUAUAUCCGAUUGAUGAGUAAUAAUUAUAUCGUAUUUUUUCGCUGAUUCAACUGGAUGAUGCUAUAUUUGUCUUCUAAUCAUGUUAUUCUAAGUAUUUAACAACAUAAUGACAGAUGAUAAUAUUACUGCUGAUCGGUAAAUGGCUUUGUUUACAUGCCAUAUCUUGAGACACAGUGAUUGUAAAUGGAUUGAAAUUUUUUAGAUAGUAUUUUUAAUAUCAACAAUAUAGUAUAUCUUAAUAUAUCAUGAUAGUACAUCAUAAUAUCAACAUCAAAUUCUGAGAGUAUUAUGAGAAUCAAGAACGAAAAAAAUGAUUAAAUGACUUUUUAUACAAUCGAGAAAAAACUUACUACGGUAAUCUUCAAGUAUUCACAAGGCAUUUUAUUAAUUUGAGAGCGCUGAUUCCGAAUCUACUUACUUUACUUAAUCCGGCUCUACAGUCCUGGGUGGACUUUGGCUUCCUCAACAUAGCGCCUCCAUUCGUCUCUAUCCUGUGCCCUCCGUCGCCAGUUUGCCACUUCCAGCACACGGAGGUUUCCAAUCGCGUCGUUCAUUCGUUUUUUGUUUGUAUUUCCAUUACUCCUGUCCGUCCGAGGCUCAUUUUGAGGCUUCACAAUAACAAUUUUUUUCCGUUGAGGGGUUAUUAGCCCCUCGCCAAACCCCCAACCUGGAGGACCAGGUCAUUUUUUCGGGUUUCCCUCCCUAGCCUUUGAUAAGCCAAUACCAAACUACAAGGAAGCAGUCAAUUUUCUUUCGGGGUUUUCUUCCCUUAGCCUUUGAAUAUCCAUUGAUCUCCGUCUGCAAGGCAGACGGUACCCCCAUAUCUAGAAGGCAUUCCCGGCCAAUAGUUUUUAAGCUUGACGACUUGAGCUUGACGACCCAUCUAUUUUACCGUCCACACGCAAUGACUUCCAUGUUCCGACUAUUGAGCAAAACUUCAGCCAUGAGCAAAAACUUGAGCGUCUGGACCAGCAUUUAUAUUUCUUAUUACUGGAUCACUCUCUCUCUCUCUCUCUCACCCUCUCUCUCUCUCUCUCUCUCUCUCUCUCUCUCUCUCUCUCUCUCUCUCUCUCUCUCUC